GGCAACCAUCUAAUGCCAGCAGGAUUUUGAAGUGCCGAGGAAAUCGGUUGAGUUGGGAUCUCUGCCUUGUAAUGAUCUUGCAUGGUUUGUGGCAUGAAUCUCUGGGGUUGAAGAAGGAAGAGUUUGCGAGAAAAUAUAAAACAUCCAACCUCAGUGUGGGCUUAAGAGAACCCACUUUAAAAAUUCAUGGCGUUGCGAUCCAGAUAUGUGAAUCAGUGGGUGAACUGAUCAGAGCCGCUGGCUGAGAACCCUGCAAUGAAUGCCUCUCAGUAAGUGAGAUGUCAGCGUGGAUGAACAGGAGGAGCUAACAUGGUUUCCAAGAGGGCCGGAGUAUUUGCUUUCUGCCCAGCUGCCAGACUGCUUUUGGAGUAAGCCUUCAGCAGAAUUGGGGAAAGAAGGCAAAGAAGAGGGGGAGUUAAUUAUCUGGCAAAGGAGCAAGAUGGAAAGUGUCUACCUGUGCUCAGUGCUGGCUUUGGUGCACCAUGCCCUCGCUGUGACUUGGCUAUACCUGGCCAAACAGCCCUCCCUCCGAGGGCUUGUGAGGGACCCCAGCGCCUGCGAAAGCUUGAAGGGUUUGUCACAGGAGCAAGUGAGGAUAUGCCACCGCCAAGCGGAAGCCAUGGACUCGGUAAAGCAUGGCGCUGAGGUGGCCCUCAAAGAGUGCCAGCACCAGUUUCGCAACCGCCCCUGGAACUGUUCCACCCUGCAGGGGCUGCAGGUUUUCGGGAAAGUUAUUCUGCAAGGCACUCGGGAAUCGGCUUUUGUUCACGCUGUCUCUUCAGCUGGGAUCGCAUUUGCUGUGACCCGAGCCUGUAGCCGCGGCGAACUGGAAAAGUGUGGGUGUGAUCGCAAGGUCAGAGGAGUCAGCCCUGAAGGGUUCCAGUGGUCAGGCUGCUCUGACAACUUGUCCUAUGGCAUUGCCUUCUCCCAGGCCUUCGUGGACACCACGGAGCGGAACCGUGGCGCUUCCUCCAGCAGAGUACUAAUGAACUUGCACAACAAUGAAGCAGGCAGAAAGGCCAUCCUGUCCCACAUGAAGGUGGAGUGCAAGUGUCACGGGGUGUCGGGGUCCUGUGAGAUCCGCACGUGCUGGAAGGUCAUGCCCCCGUUUCACCAAGUGGGCAACCUCCUGAAGGAGAAAUUUGAAAGCGCCACGGAAGUGCACCUGAAGCGCGUGGGAUCCCGAAAGCUGCUGGUACCCAAGAGCUCCCGCUUUAAGCCCUACGCUACUCAUGACUUGGUCUACUUGGUGGCCAGCCCGGAUUUCUGUAACUGGGACCCCCGAGGAGGGAUCUUUGGCACCACGGGACGUCAGUGCAACAGGUCUUCCCCCGCUGUGGACGGCUGCGAGCUGCUUUGCUGCGGCCGCGGCUUUCGCACGGCUCAGGCUGAGGUGGUGGAAAGAUGCAGCUGCAAGUUCCGCUGGUGCUGCUCAGUGAAGUGCAGGCAAUGCCGGCAUCUGGUGGAAUUGCACCGCUGCCGCUAGGAGGGCAGGUGGGAAGAGGAAGGGGCCGCUUGCCAAGGAAACAGAAACUCUGGCUAGGGACUCUUUCGUCCAUCAAAGGGGCAGAAGCCAAGUGAGUCACAGGGCGACAGGCUCCGUUGCCAAGAGCUGGGUGUGAGCGGUUGGGAAGGACACGUUUCAGGAGCGUACCCUACCCAACAUGACGACGUCUUUCUGGCAGAGGCUGCGGCAAUCCAAAUGGUUCGCUUUGUUCCGCUUUUCUUGGGACACUCUGUUUUUUGGACACAGGGCAUGCAGCCAACUAAUUUCCUUGCAUAGUAGAAAUAAAAUGACUUUACUACAGAAGUCUGUGUGCUUUUGUGG
This is a messenger RNA of Podarcis raffonei (Aeolian wall lizard), 1828 nucleotides long. Its product is annotated as protein Wnt-4-like. Gene Ontology annotation, biological process: cell fate commitment; multicellular organism development; neuron differentiation. The transcript has 5 exons. NCBI's taxonomy places the organism in Eukaryota, Metazoa, Chordata, Lepidosauria, Squamata, Lacertidae. Gene Ontology annotation, cellular component: extracellular region. Gene Ontology annotation, molecular function: frizzled binding; cytokine activity. Bases 440 to 1486 code for a protein of 348 amino acids. The record is from RefSeq and is a predicted model, not a curated record.